AUGGAGGUCUGCGGCUUCUCCUACUACUAUGGGGGGUUCUUAGUGGGCCCCCAGUUCUCUAUGGUGAAGUACCUGAGCUUGAUAAAGGGAGAGCUGAGCGACGUGGAGGGGCAAGUUCCUAAUAGCGUCGUGCCGGCCAUGAAGCGCCUGUGCCUUGGACUCUUCUUCCUGACGGUGUACACCGUGCUGGGCCCCUACCUGCCUGACAGCUACUUCCUGACAGAAGAGUAUGCGAAUCAGCCUUUCUGGUACCGUUGUGUCUACAUGACAAUUUGGGGGAAAAUCUUGCUGUAUAAAUAUGUGACUUGCUGGCUGGUGACGGAAGGUGUCUGCAUUCUGUCCGGCCUGGGCUACAAUGGUAAGGACGAAAAAGGCCAGCCCCAGUGGGACGCCUGUGCCAACAUGAAGGUGUGGCUGUUCGAGACCACGCCCCUUUUUACCGGAACCAUCACAAGCUUCAACAUCAAUACCAAUGAUUGGGUGGCAAGAUAUGUUUUCAAACGUCUCCGAUUCCUCGGGAACAAGGCCAUCUCUCAGGCAGCCGCCCUCUUCUUCCUGGCCGUUUGGCACGGCUUGCAUUCUGGAUACCUCGUCUGCUUCUCCCUGGAGUUCCUGAUUGUUGUAGUGGAGAAAAACGCCAUUGAGUUGGUGAGGGAUAGCCCCCUGCUGUCACAGAUCUGCUCCAUAUCGGUCCUGCGUCCUCCUCUGUAUGUGGCGCAGCAGUUCAUCCACUGGCUCUUCAUGGGAUACCCGUUGGUGCCAUUCUGCCUUUUCACCUGGGACAAGUGGCUCAAGGUGUACAUAUCGGUCUAUUUUAUGGGCCAUUUAUUCUUCUUAUUGCUGCUCUUUGCACUGCCUUAUCUACGGUUAGUCCUGGUGCAAAAGAAGGACAAGCUGCAGAAAUCCCACUGA
This is a messenger RNA of Staurois parvus, 912 nucleotides long. The record is from the annotation of a GenBank genome assembly. NCBI's taxonomy places the organism in Eukaryota, Metazoa, Chordata, Amphibia, Anura, Ranidae.